AAUGUCGUCAUCAUCGCGCUCACCGACACCAAGUGUGGCUGGCAAGCUGUAAAGCCACACGUUUUCUCCCCCUCCCUCCAAGUACAUUUUAAUGCUGUUGGGAAACUCGCUUUUCGCCUAUCUGACAGCAUAAAAUGUCUUCACUGCUCAAGGUGGACAAUGAAAUUAAAACCAAGGUUGAUGCAUUUAGAGAACGUAUCACUGCAGAAGCCGAGGACUUAGUUGCUAAUUUUUUCCCAAAGAAGUUACUGGAACUCGAUCACUUCCUUAAGGAGCCAAUCAUCAACAUCGUCGAACUGAAGGAGAUCCACUCGGACAUCAACCUGACGGUGCCUGACCCCAUCCUACUCUCCAACCUUCACGAUGGACUUGAUUCGCAAAACGCCAAAAAGAGAAAGCUGGACGACGGAGACGUAGAGGACAGGGUGACCGGCACCAAGGUCUUCGUCAUGCCUGGCGGGAUGAUGAAGAGCAACGGCAACCUGGUGGAUCUUAUCGAAAAGGUCAAACCGGAGAUCCGAACGCUCAUCGAGAAAUGCAACACGGUCAAAAUGUGGGUGCAGCUGCUGAUUCCAAGGAUAGAGGACGGCAACAAUUUUGGGGUGUCCAUCCAGGAGGAGACGGUGGCCGAGCUGAGGACGGUGGAAGGCGAGGCGGCCUCUUACCUCGACCAGAUAUCCCGAUAUUACAUCACCCGAGCAAAGCUGGUUUCGAAAAUAGCUAAAUAUCCACACGUGGAGGACUAUCGGCGCACGGUAACGGAGAUCGACGAGAAGGAAUACAUCAGUCUGAAGAUCAUCGUGUCAGAGCUGCGAAAUCAAUACGUGGCAUUACACGACAUGAUUCUGAAGAACAUCGAGAAGAUCAAAAGGCCUCGGAGCAGUAACGCCGAAGCCUUGUAUUGAGCGCCGCCAUAUUCCAUGCCCACCCGCACGUUCCGUCAUUUCAGUACAAUCAAGCAAACCCCGUAUGUAACAAAGAUGGACACCACUUUGUUUUUGUUUUUUUAAUGGCAAGAGACUUUUGUUCGAGUUUUAAUGACCUCAUAUGGUCGGGAAGUUGCAUAAGCAAGAGUGUACUUUUUAAUUUGAAAACGUCGGAGUGGCUUUUGUUAUUAGUCUGAGCAAUGGUUGGCAAGUUAUGUUGUACGUUCAGCUUCUAGGUGCACCCAACAAAAAAAAAAAUCACCUGAUUAAAAUACUGGUUCUACUGAAUAAACUUUUUUUUUU
Hippocampus zosterae (dwarf seahorse) is the source of this 1229-nucleotide messenger RNA. It is a transcript of the gene psme3, whose product is annotated as proteasome activator subunit 3. Lineage: Eukaryota; Metazoa; Chordata; Actinopteri; Syngnathiformes; Syngnathidae. Gene Ontology annotation, molecular function: endopeptidase activator activity. The record is from RefSeq and is a predicted model, not a curated record. Bases 135 to 905 code for a protein of 256 amino acids. The transcript is spliced from 10 exons. Gene Ontology annotation, biological process: regulation of G1/S transition of mitotic cell cycle; regulation of proteasomal protein catabolic process; positive regulation of endopeptidase activity. Gene Ontology annotation, cellular component: nucleoplasm; proteasome activator complex; cytoplasm.